Molecule: messenger RNA, 2223 nt
Organism: Adineta steineri
Lineage: Eukaryota; Metazoa; Rotifera; Eurotatoria; Adinetida; Adinetidae
Source: the annotation of a GenBank genome assembly
AUGAAUUCUAUUAAUCAAAAUGUAUAUCGAGAACCAUUACCUACAAUUAAAGAUUGGCUUACAAGCAAAAUAAACAAUCCGAAAGAAAAAAUUAAAAAUUAUUUUCUUUCAUUAUUUCCUUUUCUAACUUGGAUCUAUCGAUACAAUUUAGUUUGGUUUUGGAGUGAUGUCAUUGCUGGUCUUACAGUCGGUGCUGUUGUUAUACCACAAGGUAUGGCUUAUGCAGGAUUAGCUAAAUUAGCACCACAAUUUGGAUUAUAUAGUUCAUUUGUUGGUGUCAUGAUCUAUUGGUUUUUCGCAACGAGUAAAGAUGUUACUAUCGGACCUGUAGCUGUAAUGUCAAUAUUAACAGGAACUAUUCUGGAUGAUGUUCAUAAAAUUCAUCCUCAAUAUGAAUUACAUAUAAUUGCUUCUGCUCUUGCUAUUAUUAUUGGAUGUAUUGUUUGUGCAUUUGGAAUAUUUCGUAUUGGUUUUCUUGUUAAUUUUAUACCAUUACCAGCAUUAGCUGCAUUUACAACUGGAUCAGCAUUAAAUAUAGGUAUGGGACAAAUUCCAACAUUAAUGGGUAAUAAUAAAUCCUUCGAUACACGUCAAUCAACUUUUCUUGUCUUCAUUAAUUUUUGGAAGCAUAUUACAUAUUGUAAUUUAAAUGCUGUUCUUGGUUUAACAGCAUUAACUCUUCUUUAUAUUAUUCGUUAUGCUUGCACUCGAUGUAUGCGCCUUUAUCCGCAGCGUGAAAAAGUUUUCUUCUUUAUCAAUACACUUCGUACAGUAUUUGUUAUUCUUAUCUAUUUAUUGAUUUCAUGGUUAAUUAAUCGAAAUGUUCCGUCUAAUCCACACACAGCUAUUCUUGGUAAUAUUCCUCGAGGCUUUCAAAAUAUAGCUGUAACAUAUAUUGAUCGACAAUUAUUUUCUGUAUUAUUACCGUAUGUACCAUCGGCUGUUGUUGUUCUCGUUAUUGAACAUAUUGCUAUUGCUAAAUCAUUUGGUCGAAUUAAUAAUUAUAUUAUUAAUCCUGAUCAAGAACUCAUUGCAAUUGGUAUAACAAAUGUUUUGGGUUCAUUUUUUGGUGCUUAUCCAGCAACUGGUUCAUUUUCUCGAACAGCAAUUAAAUCUAAAGCCGGUGUUCGCACACCAUUAGCUGGUCUUAUUACCGGUAUUCUUAUAAUUCUAGCUAUUUAUAUUUUAACACCAAUCUUCUUUUGGAUUUCACAAGCUAGUUUAGCUGCCGUUAUUAUUCAUGCUAUUGGCGAUUUAAUCGUUGGACCCGGUACAUUAAAACAAUUUUGGGAAAUUAGUCCAAUUGAAUUUCUUAUUUUUUGGAUUGGUAUUAUUGUGACCAUAUUUACAAACAUUGAAAAUGGUAUAUAUGUAAGUAUUAUAGCAUCAGCUGUUCUUUUACUCUAUCGUAUUGCUAAAGCGCAAGGAAAAUUUCUUGGUCGAAUACAAAUGCAUCAACUUAAAUUCGUAUCGGAUAAUAAUGUUCAUUCAACUAAACGAAAUAUUUAUGUUUCAUUUGAUCAUUGCGAAGGAACAAAUCCAUUGAUUAAUCCAAGUUUACGUAAAAAUGGAAUAUUUAUUUUUCGUUUCUAUGAAAAUUUUCUAUAUCCAAAUGCUUCGAAUUAUAUGGAAAAAAUGGUCGAACAGAUAUUUAAUGAGACUAAAAGUGGAAAAACUAUUCCUUAUAGAAAUCUUGGUGAACAACCUUGGAAUUUACAAACAAGUCGUCAUCCAGAAAAAGAAUAUCAUCCAAAUGAACAUCGUCCUCGAUUACAUGCACUUAUUCUAGAUUGUACCGGUGUUUCAGAUAUAGAUAUAACUGCUUUACAAAAUCUUGUUGAUGUUCGUCGACAAUUAGAUAAUUAUGCUGAUUGGAAAGUUAAUUGGCAUUUUGUGGGUUUGUCAAAUCCAUGGGUUAAACGUGCACUUAUUUCACGUGGUUUUGGAUCUACAGAUUAUGAUCGGACAGUUUUUGCAAUAGCAAAUACUGAUAAAAAUCUUAAUCAUGAAGAUGAUAGUGAUGAUGAUCAUGAAAGAAAUAAUGUACAAAUAGAAGAUUAUUCAUCUAUUGAUCUUUCAUCGAAUACGAAUGCGGCGUUAUUACCAAUACUUGAUACUGAUAUGGCGUUAUUUCAUGUUGAUAUUGACGAAGCGUAUGCAGCAGCUAUUGCCAGUCUACCCCUACGUCAAGAAAUAGAUACUUCAAUUGCAACAGCGCCUUAA